AUGAGGCGUGUGCCGGCGGCCGAGCGCCUUUCAGAGCCGGGCUUUCCCUCGCGCUGCGGGCGCCAGGAGCCGCCUUUUCCGCUGGGUGUCACUCGGGGGUGGGGAAGAUGGCCCAUUCAAAAGCACCGCGGGGGAGCAGGGCCAGUGCCCUUCAGUGAGCGCUCGCAAGAGGACGGCAGAGGCCCGGCGGCUCGCAGCUCCGGGACCUUGUGGCGCAUCAGGACGCGGCUUCCCCUCUGUCGGGACCGGGAGCCGUCGCCGCCGUUCUGCCUACUGCGAGUCAGCCUCUUCUGCGCGCUCCGGGCGGGCGGCCGCGGCAGCCGCUGGGGCGAGGACGGCGCGCGACUGCUGCUUUUGCCCCCGGCCCGGGCGGCUGGAAGUGGAGAGGCCGAGCCGAGUGGCGGCCCCCCUUAUGCCAGGAGGAUGCUGGAAAGCAGCGGCUGCAAGGCGGUGAAGGAGGGCGUGCUGGAGAAGCGCAGCGACGGGUUGUUGCAGCUCUGGAAGAAGAAGUGUUGCAUCCUCACUGAGGAGGGACUGCUGCUCAUCCCACCCAAGCAGCUGCAACACCAGCAACAGCCCGGACAGGGGCAGGGGCCGGCCGAGCCGUCACAACCCGGCGGUCCCGCUGUCGCCGGCCUCGAGCCUCCGGUGAAGCUCAAGGAAUUGCACUUUUCCAACAUGAAAACAGUGGAUUGCGUGGAGCGCAAGGGGAAGUACAUGUACUUCACUGUGGUGAUGGCCGAGGGCAAGGAGAUCGACUUUCGGUGCCCGCAGGACCAGGGCUGGAACGCCGAGAUCACGCUGCAGAUGGUGCAGUACAAAAACCGCCAGGCCAUCCUGGCCGUCAAGUCCACGCGGCAGAAGCAGCAGCACCUGGUUCAGCAGCAGGCGCGGCAGCCGCAGCCCCAGCCCCAGCCCCAGCCCCAGCCGCAGCCCCAGCCGCAGCCGCAGCCCCAGCCGCAGCCCCAGCAGCUGCACCCGCACCCGCACCCGCAUUCGCACCCGCACCCGCACCCACACCCGCACCCACAACCUCACCCUCACCAGCAGCCGCACUUGCAGUCGCACAGCCACCGGCUUCUUCGCAGCACCUCCAACUCUGCCUGA
This is a messenger RNA of Orycteropus afer afer, 1107 nucleotides long. RefSeq names its product pleckstrin homology like domain family A member 1 (gene PHLDA1). Gene Ontology annotation, molecular function: phosphatidylinositol phosphate binding. The transcript has a single exon. Gene Ontology annotation, cellular component: nucleus. NCBI's taxonomy places the organism in Eukaryota, Metazoa, Chordata, Mammalia, Tubulidentata, Orycteropodidae. The record is from RefSeq and is a predicted model, not a curated record. Gene Ontology annotation, biological process: positive regulation of apoptotic process. Bases 1 to 1107 code for a protein of 368 amino acids.